Messenger RNA from Cololabis saira (Pacific saury), 4317 nucleotides. RefSeq names its product T-box transcription factor 3a (gene tbx3a). Lineage: Eukaryota; Metazoa; Chordata; Actinopteri; Beloniformes; Belonidae. Gene Ontology annotation, cellular component: nucleus. Gene Ontology annotation, biological process: regulation of transcription by RNA polymerase II; central nervous system development; positive regulation of cell population proliferation. The record is from RefSeq and is a predicted model, not a curated record. The coding region runs from base 767 to 2893 and encodes 708 amino acids. The transcript has 7 exons. Gene Ontology annotation, molecular function: DNA-binding transcription factor activity, RNA polymerase II-specific; RNA polymerase II cis-regulatory region sequence-specific DNA binding.
UAUGGGCCACAGAGGCGCUAGGAAAAUCACGGAGCUGGGACCUUACCACCUCUCUCUUUCUCCCUCUCUCUCUCUUUCUCUCCCUCUCUCUCCCUCGCUUUCUCUCUUUCUCUGGCCGUCAGUGGACUUCUUUCUCUGCACACGUCUUUCUCUGAAACGUGUGUGUGCGUAAAAGAGAGGGGAGGAAUAAAGUGAGUGUGUGCGUGUGAGGGGUGCGUGUCCGGAGCAAGUAAAGGCAGGGGGAUUAUUCGGCGCUAUCGAAAUAUUUCAACACGUCGCCCUCGCAGCAGGACUGAAGCCAAUAAGAAGGAACCCUUUUUAACAGGAAUGCCGAUAUGGUAAACAGCAGCAGAAGAGAAAGAAUGCGCCGCAGUCAAUUAAGUGACUCACCCCAGUUGCUUUAAAUCGACUAAUGUCCGAAAGCGCAGUGAGAAACUGAAAGGUGUCCGAUGCGCGUCAGCCUCCGUAUAAAAUCAGCGUCGCAGCAUUUUUGAAGAUUAAUGGAGAUCAUUUUUGCAUUCUACUUUGCGGAGUUUUGAUCAAAACCCAACAGAGGACUGUAUACAUUUCCUUUCAACUUGAGAAAAUAUAUUGGAUGUUUGUUCCUGACGAGCUGUAGGAGGAGUUCAGAUUUUUUUUUCUUUUCUUUUUUUUCCUUUUUAAGUUUUGACACCACUUGCUCCACUCAGCUUUUACCUAUCUGCUUUUGGCAAGACAUAUUUUUGCUCCAUCCAGUCAGCCGUCUACGUUUGUUGCAUGCACUUGGAUGAACUUCCUGAUGAGAGAUCCAGUCAUACAAGGAUCAAGUAUGGCAUAUCACCCGUUUAUACCUCACCGGGGUCCUGAAUUUGCCAUGAGUGCAAUGCUGGGUCACCAGCCUCCUUUCUUCCCGGCCCUGGCCCUCCCUCCCAGCGGCUCCCUGUCGCUGCCGGGCGCCUUGGGAAAGCCGAUCAUGGACCAGUUGAUGGGAGCCGCGGAGACCGGGCUACACUUCUCUUCGCUGGGGCACCAGGCUGCAGCCGCCCACCUGAGGCCUCUGAAGACGCUGGAGCCCGAAGAGGAGGUGGAGGACGACCCGAAAGUGCACUUGGAAGCUAAGGAGCUUUGGGAACUCUUCCACAAAAAGGGCACUGAGAUGGUGAUCACAAAAUCCGGAAGGCGGAUGUUCCCCCCCUUCAAAGUGAGAUGCACUGGUCUGGAUAAGAAGGCCAAGUACAUACUCUUGAUGGAUAUAGUUGCAGCUGACGACUGCAGGUACAAAUUUCAUAAUUCCCGCUGGAUGGUGGCAGGAAAGGCCGACCCUGAAAUGCCAAAGAGGAUGUACAUUCACCCGGACAGUCCAGCUACUGGUGAACAGUGGAUGUCAAAAGUCGUCAAUUUUCACAAACUCAAGCUGACAAAUAACAUCUCCGACAAGCAUGGAUUUGUAAGUUCAACUAAUACCAUUCUUAAUUCGAUGCACAAAUACCAGCCUCGAUUUCACAUCGUGAGGGCCAACGAUAUUCUCAAACUGCCGUAUAGCACCUUCAGGACGUACGUUUUCCCCGAAACGGACUUCAUUGCCGUCACGGCUUAUCAAAAUGACAAGAUAACCCAGCUGAAAAUCGACCAUAAUCCAUUUGCUAAAGGAUUCCGUGACACCGGUAAUGGGAGACGUGAAAAGAGGAAACAGCUGGCUCUACAAUCUAUGCGUUCAUACGACGAACAGCAGAAAAAGGAAAACGGCGCUUCAGACGACUCCUCCGGCGAGCAGGCUCCCUUUAAGUGUUUCGGCAAGGCCUCGUCCCCCGCCGUGUCUACGGCGGGCCCCCCACACCUGAAAGAUUUCUGCGACAGCGAUGAGGACAGCGAUGAUGAGAGCAAAGAUGGACACAAUAAAGACGGUCCGGACUCAAGCAAGAUUUCCACCACUACGGAGGAUGGAAAAGACCACGAGGCCAGCCCAGCUAAGGGGAAUCCAUUUAUGAACAAUGCCUCGAAAAGUGGACCCAGAACUGAGAAAAGCCAAGCAGACUCCCGACAGAGCCCCAUCACGGUCAUCUCCAGCACCACACGCACUGGAGAGGAUCUCAAGAGCCCGAACCUGGACCAAUCGAAAACGGACGAAUGUAGGUCAAUAAGCAAGGACAGUUUCGUGCCUUUGACGGUUCAGACUGAAAGCGCACACAUAGGCCACAACCACUUGCAUAAUUUUGGAUUUCCAGCGGGCCUGGCGGGACAGCAGUUUUUCAAUCACAUAGGGAGCGCACAUCCGUUCCUCCUGCACCCCAGUCAGUUCAGCAUGGGGGGUGCGUUCUCAAACAUGGCUGCAGGGAUGGGGCCGCUGCUGGCAGCGGUGUCGUCGGGAGGGGUGAGCACCAUGGACACGACCAGCAUGGCAUCACCUCAGCAAAGCUUGGCGGGGACAGCAGGGCUACCCUUUCAUCUGCAGCAACAUGUCUUGGCAUCACAGGGCAUUGCCAUGUCUCCGUUUGGAAGCCUGUUCCCUUAUCCAUACACGUACAUGGCCGCAGCUGCUGCAGCUUCGUCCGCCGCCUCCUCUUCGAUGCACCGGCACCCUUUCAUGAACUCAGUGCGCCCCCGACUCAGGUACAGCCCCUACUCCCUCCCGAUGACGUUACCGGACAGCACUCUGCUCACCACCGCCAUGCCGUCCAUGGCCGGUGGCGACCUGAAAGUGGACGGCAUCGUCCCGGCCAGCCCCGCGUCCGCUGUCACCCUGGAUUCCACGUCUGAGGUGACCAGCCACUCGUCGACGCUGUCUUCUGGCUCCAUGUCCCUGUCUCCAAAGACUUGCACGGAGAAGGACGCCGCCAACGAGUUACAGAGCAUCCAGCGCCUGGUCAGCGGACUGGACUCGAACCAGGACAGACCUAGGAGCGGAUCCCCUUAGGACUUUCUGGAGCAGCCCGUCUGCUUCUUAUUUCGUUGUUGUCAUGACAAUUAAUUAAAGCGUGUUGAAAUUGAUAAAGACAAUGGGCUAAUAAUAGCAGGACACCCUCGCAGACUCAUGCAGGUUUUAAAAGGAAAAAAAAUCUACUAAAAACGUGAACUAUGGACGCUUUAGUUUCUGAAAUGCACUUUGUUUAAUACACAUCUGAUAUGUAUAUUUCUACCUUUCUCUCUCUUGUUUUUUUUUUUGUUAAAUUAAACAUUUUUCCCCCUCUGUCAUUUGAAUACCGUACAAGUAUUGAAACUGAAGCUAUAGACAUGGGUGUGACUUAGAGAUUUUGGAGAAGUUGCUGCUGUGUCCUAUCUCCUAUAACCUUAUUUCACACGAGGAGAAAAACGCUUUUUUUAUGCACUCUGAAUUGAUUUGACCUAUUUGAAUUUACUACCGUUUGACCUACAUUUUAAAAAGACUGCUGUAUUUUGUUGUACGCCGAGAAUUGAUUGAACAUUUGUUGCAUGCCCUCUUAAAACAUAAUCCAAUGUUAUUUUAAUACUUAUAAAAAGUGGAAAAAGUAUGGAAAUGUUAAUGUUAGAGUAUAAUUAACACAUUUGCUUAAAGGAAAUCUUUUAAUUAGGAUAUUAAUUCAAAAAAGAGUUUUUUUUUCUUGGUACCUUUUAGAAAUGAAAAGGGGUAUUGAAUGGCUGGUGCUCCGAGAGAUAAUAAAAUAAUAAAAGGCCCAAGCAUGUCGAAUUUCGCCCAAACCGGCAAAGGGAACCAGAAUUUUAAAAUUAAUGUUAAAGAAAAAAAAUGGAAGGUAGUAUUGAUGAUUGAUGUAAAUAGGGAUAUAUAGAAUAUUUAUGUAAUUAUUUCAUAUUGUUAAUGCGUGUAAAUACAACUGAGUAGUUUGUUUAUAGGGAUCUGUUCUUAAUUUAUUGUCGAUAUACCUGUGUAAAGAUAGUUUGUGGACUAUUAUCCUUUUGAUGCCAUCUACAUUCAUACCCUCUUAAAAAUAUUGACUCCACCCCGUCCCAAAUAUCCACAGAGCUAGUUAUUCACACUCAUGUGCCAUUGUAUUUUCACCUGUUGUCCCUGUGUGUGAAGUGCUACUGUUUAAAACGAAUGGGAAAGCGACGACGCACUGCACCCAAGGCUUGAAAAAAAUGUUAUUUUCAUUUUUAUUAUUAUUGUUAUUAUUAUUAUUGACAAAAAGUGUCGUUGAAGCGUAACAGAAGUGGUUUUUUUCUGUUUUUAAAAUACUUUGCGAACUCGAUCGUUAAAGUGCCGCAUAAAAGAAAAAUAUGAAGGUUUCGUUUUUGUUGUGUGUUUCUUAAGUUGUCAGUGGGUUAUGUUGUAUUGGAGUUAUACAUAGUUUACAACAUCGACAUUGUGUUCUUGAAAGUUUCAAUAAAAUACUGAAAUGCCCA